AACACAACGUAUGAUUUCUGUGUCUAUCGAGUUUCGCAACAAACUCGGAGCACAUUUCGCAUAUUGUCGUGCAUUGUAUCAACAUUUUUAUCUCCCUAAACAUUGCCACUGUCGAAAUGGCGAACAAUUCCAGCUACACCUGUCUGAACUGCAGUGUCCGCUUUGCCAAUGCGGAAAUGCAAAGGAACCACUAUAAAACGGACUGGCAUCGGUACAAUCUCAAGCGGAAAAUAGCCGAGCUGCCUCCGGUGAGCAUCGAGGAAUUCGAACAGCGUAUCAACCAGCAGAAAAGUGCCGAUGCUGCCUCGCUUGAGGACCAAUCGCUAUAUUGCAAGGCGUGCAAGAAAUUGUUCAAGACGAAAAAUGCCCACGAUAAUCAUCUGGAUAGCAAGAAACACAAGGAUAACCUGAAGAGCUUCCUGGAGCAGAAUGGGGAUGAGAAGCAAGUGGAAGUAUCGGUAAAAUCAACUCGGGUCAAGCCGGAUGUGAGCGCUAAAAUGCAGCCGAUGGAAGAGGACGUUGAGGAGGUCGAUUCGGAUGAGUGGGAUGAGGAAUGGGAUAAUCCGAUCGAGAACAAUGACUGCCUAUUCUGUAUGCAUCACAGCGAGGAUCUGGUAGGAAAUAUUAAGCAUAUGAGUGUUUCGCAUUCGUUUUUCAUCCCGGACGCGGAAUAUUGUGUCGAUCUGGAAAGUUUGCUGAGUUACCUGGCGGAGAAGAUAUGUCGAGAAUUCAUCUGCAUCUGGUGCAACGAAAAGGGAAGAACGUUCUAUUCGUUGGAUGCCGUGAGGAAUCACAUGGUGGAGAAGGGACAUUGCAAGAUGCUUCACGAGGGGGCAGCUCUGGCAGAAUAUGUGGAUUUUUAUGACUACAGUACUAGUUACCCGGAUCACAACGAUGAAAUGGACAUCGAUGAAGAGCUGGAACCACCACAGACUUUGGAAGGGGAUGAUUUUCAGAUGGUUCUACCAUCGGGGGCCGUUAUUGGUCACCGAUCGCUUCUCCGCUACUACAAACAACGCGUCAAUCCUAAUCGGGCUGUGGUGGUGAAAAAAUCGUCCCAGCGGCUGCACAAAGUGCUGGCUGAAUAUCGUUCCCUAGGGUGGACCUCGACCCAGCAGGAAGCAGCGGCCCGCAACGCUCGUGAUAUGCACGUUAUGAAGAGACAACAGGCCAAACUGAUGGGUCAACUAGGAGUGAAGGCAAACAAGCUGCAGAAACAUUUCCGACAGCAGGUGCUUUUCUAAAUGCUGUAGUUUAUGUUCAAUAUUGAAAAAUGUUUCCAUUAUAGCAUUAGAAUUUAUUUGUAUUUUUUUCGUCCGAAAUGCGUGUAUUGUGCGAGGAAAUAUUGUUGGAACAAAACAAAAAGAAUUGAAUAUACUUUCGUAAAAGGACCACAAUUGGUUAAAA
Molecule: messenger RNA, 1407 nt
Organism: Toxorhynchites rutilus septentrionalis
Lineage: Eukaryota; Metazoa; Arthropoda; Insecta; Diptera; Culicidae
Product: cytoplasmic 60S subunit biogenesis factor ZNF622
Exons: 2
Coding region: 117-1244 (375 amino acids)
Biological process (GO): ribosomal large subunit biogenesis
Cellular component (GO): preribosome, large subunit precursor
Molecular function (GO): nucleic acid binding; zinc ion binding
Source: RefSeq, a predicted model, not a curated record